AUGACGCCCUCCCAUCUAUCCAAGCGACACUCCUCUCCUAAGAAGCCUUUUCGGUCAACCGAGCGAAGCUCUUCCGCGGAGCAGACGAUCCCCCGAAGCUUACUUCUAGACGGCAAUAAGAACAUGGUUACCCAUAUCUCGUAUCGGAAAAGCGAGAGAGGGUCAUUCGAUAAUGGAGUUGAGUCCGGGCGCUGGGGGAUAGUUGCGGUCAAAGAUGCGAGAGUGAUGAGCUCUCUGUUAGUAGAGGACAUUCCUCGUGAUAUUGACCGCUGCAGGCAACCCUUUUUUGAAGGUCCAUGGGUAUUGUGGGGUGAUUUAGCUAGAUACGCGGGCCAGUCGGAAGAGCAAGUAACGAAAGUGAACCGAGUCAUGACGAUUCUUCGGACAGAACUCAUGCUCAAGAAACUCCUCCAGACAGUCAAGAACGUCGACCCGAUUUCAAUAAUUCACGGUGAAACGCCAAAGCUUGUCGCCACUAUUAACGCAAACCGCUUAUUACCGGCGCCCAAUCACGAAGAAGAGAAUGGCCAAACGUGGUCACGAUAUAACUCGAUGGGCGAGGACGCCCAAAGACUCAGGCAAAAAGAUCCUAUUCCAGAGACCACGGAGCCGGUGGGCCUUGCACCGCAGACUCCAAUAUCACCAGACACAGCUCUCGGGCUUCGAGGGCAAGAGCAGGAGCCUGAGCAGGCUUGCGACGGGGACGGCGGUAGGCCUAAUACGGUGAGUAGGUCCACUGUAGUGGACCCCACCGGCCGCGGCUCUGGAAAGGACAAGAAGGCAGCUUCGAGGAAGCGGGCUCGCACAGGUGAUGACGGUACCAAUGACGAUACGCCGUCGGGGAAUGAUGGCAAUGGCGGUGGGGGUGGUGAAACGAGAUCGACCGAGCAAGAGAAGAUGAGGUUUGCUUGUCCCUAUCACAAGCGGGACCCAGUGCGAUUCAACCAAGGGGCAUGUCGGGGGCCAGGCCCGGGGGGUUUUGAGAACUUUAGUCGACUCAAGGAGCAUGUCUGGAGAAAACACCGGCAAAUGCCCUCGUGCCCCCGUUGCCAGGAGCAGUUUCCGGACAAAGACAGCUUGCACAAGCAUCAGCGUCAGCAGGCUCCGGCCCAACGAAAAAAGCUGCCCCCGGGCAAGCUCUCGAAGAAGUCGGGGGUUGAUAAGUGGCGGGAUAUGUACCGCAUUCUUUUCAAUAUUGAUGAUAAUGCCCAGCUCCCAUCACCUCAUUAUGAGGAGAACGAAGGGUUCCUUUCGCAGGCGUCUGCUGACCUCUGGGAAAACCUUCUGCAUAAUCCUGAUCUCGAUGAGAGCAUGGCUGAUGUGUCUCGACUUAGAGACGAUCCUAUAGCCCAAGCGGCCGCCAUGAUGCAUCACCGGAGGGUGAUUUUCGAGCAGGUUCAACGCACAAUGAGAGGUGUUUCGCAGAACAUGAAAGCGAAGAAGCAGGACCCGACGGCAUUACCAGUUCCCUCGGUAGUGAUUUCGGGUUCAGCCUCUGGGACCCUGAGCCUGGAAUCACAAUCAGAAGUGGGACAGACGCCCAUCUCGUCCCCCAACACAGGCACUUCAUCUUUUGCCCAUUCAUGUUCGGAGGCCACUGGUCCGGGGGCGAUCGGAGAUAUGCCGCACAACGCCUCAUUAACGCCACCGGUGGGAUCACGACCCGGGGUGAUGAGGAGCGCUGAGAAGAGAACGCAAGACGGAGGAGUUGUCCAUCGUCAGCCAGGUUUAGAGACAUUGCCAGGGGUUGGAACUGUGGGGAUUUAUGGUGGCGGAAGCAGUCAGGAGAUUGGGGGAAAUACGCUGCCGGAUAUGGGCCCAGAGGCGUCGUCGGGGAUAGGUGAUGUCUUCAUUAACGCAGGUGGCGAGGACUGGGGAGCCGAACAUUUUGAUGGUGAGCUGUUUAGCCGUUUGCUUAGGGUUCCGCCCGAUUCCCAGGGAUGA
Molecule: messenger RNA, 1944 nt
Organism: Scedosporium apiospermum
Lineage: Eukaryota; Fungi; Ascomycota; Sordariomycetes; Microascales; Microascaceae
Exons: 7
Coding region: 1-1944 (647 amino acids)
Source: RefSeq, a predicted model, not a curated record